AUAGAUUGAACGGGAGAAUCUUGCUCUGACGGGCCUGGUGCUUGCAUCCAUGUUUUCCCAGCACGGUUCUCCGAUAUAAUUAUAUACUCGCUCUCUCAACUCAUCUCGUUAAAGGAAGUGGACACUAUUGAACAUGGCCGACAGAACCGCCAAUAAACUGCUUCAAAUUACCAUCGACGUACAUAUAAUGAAAAAGAAAGACGAAUUAAGACAAGAAAAGGAAGAUAUCAUCAGAAAAAUAACUGCUAUCUCAAAUUACCAAAGGCGUGGUGUCAUCAGAAUGCGAAACUUACAACAUGAGGGGCACACCAGAAAGAGUGGCCUCCAUGAAAAAGUGACAGCGAAGCACCUUGACCAAUGGAAGAUGAUUAUCGAUCAAGAAGCUUUAAAGCUCAUACCUGAUGACUGGGAUAUUUUUGAGUUCUGCAGCCAAUCACAAGACGAAGAAUAUCUAUUCUGUCACGUGACACCUUCCGUUCGACCAAUAACAUUGGAGUACAGCCUUCACGUGCUAUCAGCUGCCGCUGACGUCACGCGCGUAGUCAGGAACUUUGAAGAAGCAUUGGCUAUUCUGAUACGCAAGCAACUAUCGGAGAGACACUCCAAACCAAUAGAAUCGCAGCAAUUGGAUUUUGAAUUCAACCGCUACCACUCCAACUCCGCAUGUCAACUUUGUCAUGACUUAAAAACAACCGCAAAUGCACAGUUACAGAUUUUCCAAAAGACUAUUUUCAUUUACAAAGAUAAAGGCAAAAGUGAGAACCUUUCCCUUGACCGAGAAGAAAUUACACAAAUAUUUGAUAAAGUUUUAUCAAACCUUAUCAGUGCUUUGGCAAACUCCAGUGGUGGUGUCAUAAUUGUUGUUGAUGAUAGAAACGUCUUCGAGGUAGAAGAUGGAAAACUCAGCGAGAAAUACCAAGAUCUUGUCACUGAAUGUCUUGAAGAACACAUAAGAAAUAAGAUAUGGGGGAGGAUGAACGCAUCUCCUACAAGGAGGGAAAAUUGGGACGUCCAGUUCCCGAUCGUUGGUGGAGAAAAGAUUGUUUUCACUGUCCGUGUUUUGGCUUUCUACGGCGGUGUGUUUGAGGCUGAGCCAAUGGCUUUCACGAUGGCGGAGACAUCUGGGUUAUUUAAAGUCAUCAAGAUGAAUUUUGAAGAUUGGUUCGUAUCCAUGAUGAAAAGACACUUGGAAAAUAAAGAAUUAAAAAACGAAGCAGCCACAAAGUUACGUAACAUCGAAGAACGAAGCUCCAACAAAGCGUGCGGAUCAUCAAGAGAGUGA
Molecule: messenger RNA, 1282 nt
Organism: Asterias rubens (European starfish)
Lineage: Eukaryota; Metazoa; Echinodermata; Asteroidea; Forcipulatida; Asteriidae
Exons: 3
Coding region: 134-1282 (382 amino acids)
Source: RefSeq, a predicted model, not a curated record